AAAAUGUUCACAUCUUUGCUAAGCUCUGAAACAUACUGACAGAGCAAGCCGUUCAACAUCCCUCACACUCAAGCGUUUUUUAUUGGAUCAAAUGGAGCUUCCAAACCUGAUAGUGCUCAGUCUCAUACUAACACUGGCCUUGUUUUCAAAAGCUCUGGACUGGAAAAUAAAAGUGGAAAAAAAACAUGUUGGAAAAAUUGGAGAAGACAUAACCAUACAAUGCACCUACAGCUAUCCAAAAGAUCAGAGAACAAAUGACUUUAAAGUUUACUGGAAAACAGAAGGGAAGAGUGACUGUAGUAAGAAAGACAAGGACACCAAUGCAUUUGUUUUCCACCCUAAUUCCUCUUGUGUGGUUCCCAAGUACAGAGGAAAAACAAAGCUCAUCGGAAAAAAAGACAAUGGCAGCUGCUCUCUGCUGAUCAAGGACUUAAAAGAGCCGGAACCAUUUAUCUACGUUCGUGUUUGUGGACUUAGCGACAGCUACAGUUUCAAAAAACAACCCGUUUCCAUUUAUCUGCAUGGUUAUCUCAACAUCUCCAAAACAGCUGAUGACAAUGUCACAUCAACUAUGUCCACCAGUGAUGUCCAAAACAACUAUAUUGUGUAUCUGACCAUAUUUGUACCAGUUCUGGGACUCAUGACCUUUCUUCUUGUUGGAGCCGUGGUUUGCAUCAAACGCAAGAGAAACAAUACACCAGGAGUCAACAGGCCUCCCACAGAAGGGGCUAUCAAGGAAUCAGAUUACUAUGUGAACUUUAGCUCAGCGUCAUCAAACCUAUCUAACAAUAAAUCCAAAUCUGGCAAAAGUGUCGACAUGGGAGUUCCUGAGCAGAAAGCCAUUGAUGAGGCCAUCUACAUUAAUUUCCAGGGAGCAGCAGAUCAAACCAGACAAAGUGCGGAUCCCAUAGACAACAUUUAUGCAAAUAUUUUGAAGGGAUUCAGAGUGAUCCCUGAUGCAGAACCAGCCAGUAACCAGUGGAUUAUAAAUGUGCCACCAACAAUUCCCGCAUUGCAGGGCUCAUGUGUGGUUAUUCCCUGCGCUUACACUUACCCUAAACCCCCAUCCAAAGCAAUCCUCAACAGAUAUAGAGGAUUUUGGAUGAGAGGGAACACAAUAGUGUCAACUAACCUUCCAAAAUGGAGGCUGAAGGAUGAGUUCAAUAAACGAACCCGGCUUGUGGGCAAGCUCAAAACACGCAACUGCACCAUGCUUCUGGACAGUGUGAGAAGCACUGAUGUCGGCCCUUUUUACUUCAAGAUUGAUAUUCCAAAGUAUGAAAGCCACUCCUUCAAAGAAAGUACAGUGUCCAUUGAUGUCAUUCGACACCCUGAUCCCCCUUCUCUGUCUGUGGAGGUGAAUGAGAAAGUCAGGGCUACCUGCUCUGUCUUACACACCUGUCCAUCUUAUCUCCCUCAAUUCUCCUGGAAUCACGCUGGAAUCGUCUCGCAUCGCUCAAAGCCGCUGAACAAAUGGCAAUGGGAGACAAAGUCAACACUGACCUUUGUCCCUGCACCCACUGACUUCCUGAACACUUUGAACUGCACGGUGAAAUACAGAGGGGGGAAACAGACGGAGAGCUCCAUAGCUGUCCGGAUAUGA
This is a messenger RNA of Menidia menidia (Atlantic silverside), 1603 nucleotides long. The record is from the annotation of a GenBank genome assembly. NCBI's taxonomy places the organism in Eukaryota, Metazoa, Chordata, Actinopteri, Atheriniformes, Atherinopsidae.